Rhagoletis zephyria (snowberry fruit fly) is the source of this 597-nucleotide messenger RNA. The record is from RefSeq and is a predicted model, not a curated record. NCBI's taxonomy places the organism in Eukaryota, Metazoa, Arthropoda, Insecta, Diptera, Tephritidae.
AUGCCUCUUGACUUGUACUACCAUCCAAUCAGUCCCCCAUCAAAGGCGGUUUUGGCUACAGCCAAAUAUUUGAACAUCAGCAUUAAUGUAAAAGAAGUCGACCUGUUUGGUGGUGAAACACGAACAUCAGAAUACCUGAAGUUAAAUCCAAGUCACACAGUGCCUACUCUGGUCGAUAAUGGUUUUGCGAUGUUUGAAAGUCGAGCCAUUCUUCAGUACCUCGCUAACAAAUAUGCUCCUGAUAACACUAUUUAUCCUAAGAAUCCGGAAGCUCGAGCUCAAGUAGAUAAAAUUCUUUUUUUCGAUGCGUCAAGUUAUUAUGCAUCGCUUUCUAAAGCAUUCAUUCCCAUUCUAAUUUUUAAAAAAGAAGCAUCAAAAGAGGCUUUGGAUGAAUUGGCAGAAAAAAUAUCCAUUCUUGAAUCGCUUCUCGGUGAACAAAAAUUCUUUGCAGGUGAAAACAUCACUUUGGCGGACAUUUCUCUAGGAGCAAGUGUUCCCGUAAUGAAGAUGUUUUUCAAAGACAUGUGGCCAAAGAAGCUAGAAUCUUGGUACAUUCGGCUGAGUGAAUCUGUUCCCCAGUUACCAGAACUUAAAUAA